GAAAUUUUUGGUCGACAAAUAUCAUCCGUUUUCGCUUACUAGCACUCCAAUUUCUCUAAAGAAUUUCUCUCUGCGAAUUUUUAAUGACAAAGGAGUACAGCUGGAAGCCAAUGUUUCAGUGCUAUAUUGCAACAAACAUACGAGAAUGUAUCGCCAGAGUUGCGGAAUCGAUCAAUUCGCGAUGCAAAAAAUCUUCAUUAUCGAGCUAUCUCGUACGCAUCAUCAGGAUUAUUAUUUUUUUUCUCCAUCGCUCUGCGAAAAAUUCUAAUUUAUGAAUUUGCACGAUUCAGAAUGGCAGAGUUGGUUGACUCAACCUUCACAAAUAUGUACGCCUUAUUAGUUGUGUUGAACACAGUAUUAAUCAGUGUGACAGGAUUAGAAACAAUUUUAAUGAUGGAUCAACCAUCCGAAAUGGCUCGGUUCUUUCUGUGUGCUAUAAGCUUCGCAGCGCAUUUGAUGAUUUUAAGUGUGCCAAGCCAAGAAAUACUCGAUCAUAGUAGUCAAUUAUCUGAAGCUAUUUAUGCCAGUAACUGGAUGGAAAUGUCCAUAAAGGACAGACAAUUGAUAUCCAUUAUGUUGAUGAGAAGUCGGAAGCCACUUUGCCUGACGGCUGGUAGAUUCUAUCACAUCCACGUGGAGAAUUUCUCUCAGGUACUGAAGAAAUCAUUCUCGUACUUCACCGUUUUGAUAUCGUCUCGAUGAUCGAAUUGGUGAACAUUACAAUUUUUAUUCAACUGAUUAUUGGUAAUAUUCACCACAGAUGGACAAUAAUCUUAUUACCCAAGAAUAG
Molecule: messenger RNA, 790 nt
Organism: Fopius arisanus
Lineage: Eukaryota; Metazoa; Arthropoda; Insecta; Hymenoptera; Braconidae
Product: odorant receptor 30a-like
Exons: 4
Coding region: 292-702 (136 amino acids)
Biological process (GO): detection of chemical stimulus involved in sensory perception of smell; sensory perception of smell
Cellular component (GO): plasma membrane
Molecular function (GO): olfactory receptor activity; odorant binding
Source: RefSeq, a predicted model, not a curated record